Molecule: messenger RNA, 2613 nt
Organism: Macroventuria anomochaeta
Lineage: Eukaryota; Fungi; Ascomycota; Dothideomycetes; Pleosporales; Didymellaceae
Product: SWIRM-domain-containing protein
Exons: 3
Coding region: 192-2417 (741 amino acids)
Biological process (GO): positive regulation of DNA-templated transcription
Cellular component (GO): SWI/SNF complex
Molecular function (GO): histone binding; DNA binding
Source: RefSeq, a predicted model, not a curated record
CGCGACGACCACCCAUCGCAUCCCCAACGUCCCCACAUUCGUUUGCUGCCAGACAAACACCGCCACAUAGCGCAAAGUGCUUGUAGAAGCUGCGCGACUUCAGCUAUCUGUUGCACUCUGCGCGACUGCCCGGUUCUGCGCAGUAACGCCUGCCAGCCCCCGUGCCCACCGCGAGCUUUCCCACCGCAGCUAUGUCCGACGACGCGACUGCAAGCGCAAGCGCGCAAGACCCUUCCCUCGAAGGCACCACGCAAGCCAAUGCGCUUGACCAAGACACCAACAUGCUCGAGGAGCCUUUCACAGUGAAGGAGUCGUCGCGCGAGCUCUCGACUGCCACACCCGCGCCCGUCUCAGACAACCCUCUCGAUGCGCCAGACGGCCCGCGGCCAGACGCCGAGGACGCAGACGGCCAGGAAGACGAGGAGAUGGGCGGCCUGGGCGACACCAAGAAGGAGAAGGACGGGGAGGGCGUCGAGGCUGCAGACCCUGAGGCGGCGGCAAAGACCGAUCUGCAAGCUGCUGCGCGCUCGCACUUCGUCGCCCAGACCUACGCGACCAUCAUCCCCAGCUAUGCGACAUGGUUCGACAUGCGCUACAUCGACUACCGCGAGCGCAAGGCCCUGCCCGAGUUCUUCAACGGUCGCAAUCGCAGCAAGACGCCUGCUGUCUACCGCGACUACCGCGACUUCAUGAUCAACACCUACCGCCUGAACCCGUCCGAGUACCUGACCGUCACGGCCUGCAGAAGGAACCUGGCUGGAGAUGUUUGCGCCAUCAUGCGCGUGCACGCUUUCCUCGAGCAGUGGGGUCUCAUCAACUACCAGGUCGAUCCUCAGGAACGCCCAUCAAACAUUGGACCUCCGUUCACUGGCCACUUCCGUGUCACAGUUGACACACCCAGAGGAUUGCAGCCCUUCCAGCCAGGCCCGGGUUCCAGAGUCACAGAGGGAAAGCAGAGCGCGGCCACCGACCGUGCGGCGAGCGCACAGCCUACCGCCAAGUCAGAAACCAAGUCGCUAGCCGGACGCAACAUCUACGAAGCCAACGGCAAGGAAGCCUCCGCAGAGCCAAAGGACAAGGCGGCCAACGGCGAAGGCGCUGCGAACGGUGGCCCUGCUGAUGUCAAGGAUCUCGAGGCUGCUGCCAAGGAGCCCUUGAAGGUCAUCAACUGCUUCAGCUGCGGUGUCGAGUGCACCCGUGUGCACUUCCACGAGACAAAGCCUUCCGAGCAGCCCGGCCAGACCAAGAGUGUUGGUGGACUGAAGCGCGACUUGUGCCCGAGGUGUUUUGUCGAGGGCAACUUUCCCGCUGGCACAUCAUCCGCCGACUUUACCAAGAUCUCAACCCCAGAGGCCUCAUCCGUCUCCGAGUCCGAGGAGAAGUGGACAGAAGAGGAGACCCUUCUGCUUUUGGAGGGUCUGGAAGAGUUUGACGAGGAUUGGAACAGGGUGGCAGACCACGUCUCGACCAAGACUCGCGAGCAGUGCGUGAUGAAGUUUCUGCAACUCGAGAUCGAGGACAAGUACAUCGAGGCCGACCUGCCGCAAGGCGACGCUGCCACGCCUUCGGCGAAGUUCCUCCGCGACUUGGACUACCUCAGCGAAGGCCGCGCGCCUCUGCACCACGCUGAUAACCCGAUCUUGAGCGUUGUCAGCUUCCUCGCUGGUCUGGCACCCGCAAAUGUCACCGAAGCUGCCGUUGCCUCCGGCCGCAGUGUGGGUGAGAUGAAGCGCAUCUUGCAGGAGAAGAUAAACAAGGCACCCACAGCACCCUCGGAAAAGGGGAAGGAGAGGGAAGGCGCGAAGGCUUCUACACCGGCCACAGGUGCCUCAGAUAUCAAGCCUGAGGGCGAUGACGCUAUGGAGGUCGACACCACCCAGGAUCUCACAGCGUCCAACAAGGACGCUUCGUCAGACAACAACAACAACAACAACAACAACAACAACAACAACAACCCCCUCGUCACACUGCCCUUCGCUCUCUCCGCAGCCCGCUCGUCAGCUCUCGCCUCGCACGAAGAACGCCACAUCACGCGCCUCGUCUCUGGCUCUGUCAACUUGCAGCUACAGAAGCUCCAACUCAAGCUUGCACAUUUCUCCGACAUUGAGAAGCUCCUGUCUGCUGAGCGUCGCGAUCUGCAGCGCCGCCGCCAGCAGCUGUUCAUGGACCGACUCAACUUCCAGCGCCGCGUGCGUGCGCUCGAAGACGCAACCAAGAAGAUCAGCUCAGGCAUACAGGGCCAAGGCCUGCCAGGGUCGAUGAGCAACGAGGAUGCCAUGGCAGCGCUCACAGACGCUAUCCGCAUGUUCGGUGUUGGCAAGGGCGACGACAGCAUGGGUGUGAAGCGCGAUAGUGUCGAUGCGGGCGCGCAACCCGUUGCAGAGGGUGGCGAGGGCUACGGAAAGCUGGAGAUCUAAAGAAGCUCUUCUCUCGAAGAUGCUGGUGUUAUUGGCGUGAUUGGAGCUUGACUCUACCAUGGUCGAGGACUUGCGACCUGGGUUUCUUUGGAAUACGCUGCAUUGUUCCUUGACGGUGUAUCGAACAGUAGAACAUGGCUCUGCUGUGUCAGCUUGUACUAAAUCCAUGCAUUGCUUGACGCGUACUUGAUCAUUG